GAGGAGACCCUCGCGAUUCAGGUGCAGGAGUUCCUGGACGGCUGGGAGUUCCGGAUCAUGCGGUCGUCGCUCGGGAAGGCGUGGAAGCGCGAUAAGGCCAUAUCCACGGCGCUGGACCUGAUGGCCGUGAACGGGGUCCCCCUGUCCAGGGACGAGAUCGACUUCAUGUCGCGGGCGGACGAGCGCACGCUGGUCGGGCUGCUCACGGACAAGAUCCCGCCGACCAUGUGGGACAACUUCGAGAUCCUGACCACGGAGCUCACGGUGAUGCUGAACACCAUGUGUCGGGUCCGAACCGCCUUAGACGAGGAGGACGAGUCCGUGGCCCAGAUCAUCGAGGAGACCGCCGAGUCCGACACGAUGGUGCAGCGCAUCGUGAAGGAGUCGGUGGUGCUGGCCAGCAGGGAAGCGGCGUGCCUCGCGGAGCGGGGCGCCGCCUGGCGGGCGAGCAUGGACAAGCGGCUGGAGCGCCUCGAGAGCUCGGCCAGGUAUGCGGAGUACGCCCGGCAGCAGCUCAUGGCCGUGGAGAACCAGCUGGGCACCAUCACGGCCAGCCAGAGCAGCAAGAACAAGUCGGCGCUCAUGGGCCUCGCCCAGGGCAACGACAGGGCCCUGCUGAAGAGCACCCUCAGCAGCUGGCUCGGGGUCACCCUCGGCAGCAAGGCCGACAGGGAGGUCCGGCAACGGUACGAGCGUGAGCUCAAAGACUCUGAGGACGCCCUCUUCGCGUUCAUGGAGAAGAGGCUGGUGGGCGUGAAGGACGCCCUCAUGCGAAAGGUUCGCGAAAGCGACCGCGGUUUGGUGGACCUCUGCAUCAGCAGCUGGUACGACGUGAUCCAGCUGUCCAAGAAGGAGGGCGACACGAAGAAGGCCAUGGAGGAGAUGGAGGCGAGGAUGCGGGACUUCCAGGGCGAGCAGAAGGCAAGGCAGAUGAGGUUCGUGGGCCGCAUGCUGGAGGAGAACAGCCAGGCCGCCCUGCUGCUCGCCUGGCAGACCUGGCAGGCCUUCCACCGGGACUACGCGAAGGACAAGGAGAUCGAAGAGGCGUCCAAGAAGCUGGAGCAGCAGAUGGCGGCGCACAUGAAGAGCAAGAAAGACGACGCCAAGAAGGUGCUGGACAGGAUGGGCGGAGCCACGGACACGGGCCUCAUGACGCAGGUGUGGCGGUGCUGGCUCGUCGUUGUGGCCGAGGGCAGGAAGUCCAAGGACAUAGAAAAGCUGAUGGAGGAGCAGGACGUGCGGCUGAAGCUCAUGCUGACGAACCAGAAGGGGUUCGCGACGCAGGCGCAGAUGAGGACGAACGAGCAGAUGAACCAGAACCUCAUCCUGCGGGUUCUGGGCGCGUGGAUGCUCGAGACGAAGGUCACCCACGUGGAGAAGAGGUACAGGGAGAAGAUCGACAGCAAGCGGGACCAGCUGCGGAAGGUGCAGACCCUGUUCACGAGGUUCGCGAAAGAGCUCGAGGACGGCCUGACCCCCGCCGACGGCGAGUCCUCCGGGCGGACCCAGAAGGGCCGCUCCAAGCAGCAGCGGGGCGUGGACGGCUCGCUGCCCGGCAUCCGCGGCGCCCACAGCCGCUCGUGAGGGCGCGAGCCGCCUCCCUGGCGCUGUCUGCGCUUGGUUCCAUCCUCCCCCCCUUUCGGGGUGCGGGCCAAGCGGGUCGAGCUCUGGGCGUGUUUGAUCUUCUGGUGGCGGCGGUGGUGGAACACAGGCCAAGCACCGAAGGGCCCCCCGCAGGGGUCGACCGCGUGGUCGACCGCCUCGCCUCCCGCAGUGGUCUCCGGCAGCGGCCUCUCUCGCGUGGGUCCACCUCGCGCGCCGAGGGCCUCGGGCCGCGCCCGCCGCCGGCCGCCGCCGCAGCCCGCGCCUCCCGCCGGGAACUGCCCCCGGCCCGGGCCAGAAAGUUCCGGGACGGCAGAAGUCGACGACACGUAAGUCGGGCCUGUCU
This is a messenger RNA of Prorocentrum cordatum, 1948 nucleotides long. NCBI's taxonomy places the organism in Eukaryota, Dinophyceae, Prorocentrales, Prorocentraceae. The record is from the annotation of a GenBank genome assembly.